AGGACAACUCUUCGUAUACAUUCAGCAUUGCCUUGUGCUUGCCAGGUCCGAUGUUAGAAAAUACCCUAAAUCGCUGAUGCGAGACACCUCUCCGCAUCUCUUGCGAGCACGCCAGCUCUGAGAAGUCGGAUCGGAGCGAUCAAUAGCUUGAGUGCGAUCGAUACACGCAAGCUAUUUGUACUGAACGAGAAGAAAGAUUAUGUCAUAAAUCAUGUGACCUAAUGGCACGUGACCAAGAGAUAUGAUAGCCGGAGCAUCGCAUCGUCUGGUGCCUCGCGAUGCACUCCGUCGAUCUUUUUUGCAUAAUGUGAGCCGGAUAGCCCUCCCGAUCCCAUCUCUGCUUCAAUUGCCAACCAGGUUUCCCCGCAAGCCUCCCGCCAUGUUCUCCGGCCGACAUUCACGUCUCCUGCGACAAUGUCGCAUACAUUACCGACCGGAAACAAUCCCCCGUCCGGGCACCCUUCCUCCACCGGGCCAUCUCAUCCGCCAUCCCCGACCCACGAGCGGGAAAGUCCAGUCUUUCCAUACAACCAUUUCCAAAAAUGCAGCGCGAUCCCCCAUCGCUCGAAAUACUCAAUCAAGAAGGGUGCGCUCUCCUAUGUCAGAAGAGGGUAUUUUCCAACGCAUUGUUGAUGGCAAUCUCCCACAAUCCCUCCAAAGGCUGGAAGCGAAUGCGGAGUAUCAUUACGAGAAGUGGAAGGAAACCUACGGCUUCAGCGGGAGUUAUGAGCGCGGGAAGGUUAGCCUCCAGGUGUAUAAAAGGGUUGCAAAGACCCUGCUGCAAACCGCCUAUUCCGAGCCUCCAUCGGCUCGUGCAAUUCGCAACAUUUCGACAGAUGUCGACACAAUCUGGAACAUUUCCAAAUGUCUAUUCGACCCGGCUAACGACGCCAUUUAUUUUUGGCUCGUAAGCGCAUGCGCUCUCGCGGGCUCACCAACGCCCAGUCUUCUCGUCGCAAACGUGUACCUGAGCAUGCUGAAUCAGAAUGAGUACCCCCUACGGACUCAAAUCCUUGACCAAGUCGAAACAAUGGCACUCCGCAACCACGAACCCCGUGCUAUGCUCCUUCAGUCGCGUGUCCUAAUAAAACGGGGGGAAUAUAAGGACGCGAUGGCGCUGAUGGACCACCUUAUGACAGUCAUUUACCCGGCAAACCGGGUAGAGGGGGCUGAGACGCCUCUUACCUUCCAAAAAUGGACACCUUUACCCGAUGUGUAUACGAAGUUGCAGCAGAAGUUGAAGGAGCAGGGAAUUGAUUGGGGCCUUAGUGAAGAAGAGUCCCUUCGUCUCUUCGCAGUGGACUAUCAGAUACCCGCUCACCUUCCUGCUUAUGCGUCGAUGAUGUUCCGGAAGGGUGACCUGGAAGCGUACGAACGGUACAUGAAUCAAGCUGCGACUGCUGGUGUGUCUGGGGCUUGUCACUCAUUGGGCAGUUUCUACUAUCUCACUGCUAGGGGACGGUUCCCUCGUCGUGGAGAUGUGGGCUUCGUUCAGCCGGCAGAUGGAAUAUUAGAUGCAGAACCGUGCUGGGAAAGCAGCUGGUCUCAAUACCUGCAGGGUGUGCAUUCCUACAAGCAUUAUGAUAGGCUAGCUCGGCAGUGGUUCGAGUUGGGCAUGGCUGGAAAGGAUGACCGCUCUUCGUUGAUUCUCGCCCUCCUGCACCGAAGGGCUGGUAACUUCGGGACAGCGCAGAAAUGCUACGAGUCGUUGAAGCAUUCCCCUCGUCAGGCAGUCGACAGAUUAACCGCCGACGAACUCGCCCUGUGCUGGACUAAUCCUUAUCAUAUUAUCGAAGUCCCAGAGUGUUUACUUCAAGUUGAAUAUCACCCCGACCACGCCGAAUGGGGAGAACUUCCUGGCUACAACGUGUAUGUUAGAUAGGACGGAAACAUACUACGCAACAUGUACUAUAUUGUCAGCGCAUUCCCAGUGCUUUUGUUUCCAUAUAUCUACAACUUAAAUGACAUUGGCGACCAUGACGCAACACAUCCCGCAUCACGUGAACGUACCCGCAAGAUCUUCCCCCC
This is a messenger RNA of Aspergillus sclerotioniger CBS 115572, 2028 nucleotides long. RefSeq lists its product as uncharacterized. Lineage: Eukaryota; Fungi; Ascomycota; Eurotiomycetes; Eurotiales; Aspergillaceae. Bases 242 to 1882 code for a protein of 546 amino acids. The transcript has 3 exons. The record is from RefSeq and is a predicted model, not a curated record.